ACAUACGAAGAAAACUGUUUAUAUUGAAGGUAAAUAUUGUGUAAUUGUAAUAGAUAAUUAAAGUGAAAGUGAUGGAAUGCCCCGUAUAUAAAAUACCUGUGAUUAAUGUGAAAAAUAGAAAAUGCCAUAUUGUGUAGCUUCUGGAUGCUACAAUUCGCACCAAAAAGGCGCAGUAAUGCAUAGUUUUCCACGAGAUUUGCAACGUAAAGAAAAAUGGAUAGAAAAUGCUGGUGGACCUUCAGGAUUCAAAUACUGUAGAAUUCCAAACGAAAAGUCAUAUUUAUGUGAGUUCCAUUUCACGGUUGACAUGUAUGAGAAGGAACGUGUUGAUGGCCGGAAAAAAUUAAAAUCAUCUGCUGUUCCAACGAUUUUUGGACAACUUGUCAUUCAACAAAAUAAAAAAAAUGUUGCAGCGUUUAUACCUAAUACUACAUCAGUUACAGAAAUCGUAGCUUCUAAAUUAACAGCUCAGGGGGAUGAAGGAUAUGUUCCCAAUGCUGCAGAAAUUGAAAUAUCUAAUCCGGUUCAGAGAGAGGAAGAUUUUCUCUCCGAUAUUGCACCCACUAAAGAAAUUGUAGUAUCUCAUUCAGUUCAAGGAGACGAAGAUUUUGUAUCGGAAUCUGCUUCAGAAAUAUCUCAGCAUAUAGCCUCAGCUCCAGUGUGCUUGCAAGAUUCUGAUGUCUGUCGCAAUAAAGAUUUUUGUAAUUUGGAAUCCCUUGAAUACUACAAACAACAAGCUCAUAGAUUUGGACAACUGUUUGAAAGAAGUGAACAAAGGAGAAGAAUUAUGAAGAAAAAGCAUAAGCAAGCACAAAUUCUAUUCAAGAAGAAACUGAAGAUACUAGAAGAGGAAGUACGUAUUAAUAAUCUAUACCCUAAAAUACUUCAAAGUUUGUUAAAUAGCGAUCAAAUUAAUUUACUAUGCCGCAAAUAUAAGAAAAUACCGAAAUGGAGCGAUAAGACGUUAGUGAAGGCAUAUCAAUUAAAAUUUGCUUGUGGUUAUUCUGGCUACCAAGAGUUAUUGAGGCACGGUUUUCCACUUCCAUCGAUCAGAACAUUAAGAAAAAAAUUGGAAGUUUCAGAGUGGAAAAUCUGA
Messenger RNA from Temnothorax curvispinosus, 1096 nucleotides. RefSeq names its product THAP domain-containing protein 4-like. The coding region runs from base 122 to 1096 and encodes 324 amino acids. The transcript has 3 exons. NCBI's taxonomy places the organism in Eukaryota, Metazoa, Arthropoda, Insecta, Hymenoptera, Formicidae. The record is from RefSeq and is a predicted model, not a curated record.